Fragaria vesca subsp. vesca is the source of this 3459-nucleotide messenger RNA. Its product is annotated as putative ribonuclease H protein At1g65750-like. Bases 1 to 3459 code for a protein of 1152 amino acids. NCBI's taxonomy places the organism in Eukaryota, Viridiplantae, Streptophyta, Magnoliopsida, Rosales, Rosaceae. The record is from RefSeq and is a predicted model, not a curated record. The transcript has 3 exons.
AUGAAUGCUUUGUGCUGGAACUGCCAAGGGAUUGGGAACUCUUGGACAGUUGACGCGCUCAAAGGGUUGGUAACCCUAAACUUUCCCAAACUGGUUUUCUUAUCUGAAACAAGAUGUAUUGUAGCAGAGAUGAAUGAUGUUCGAAGAAAGAUUGGGUGGAGAAACGCGUUUACAGUCAAUUAUAAAGUUGUGCGACAAAAGCAUGGAAAGCGAGUCAGCCGAGCAGGAGGUCUCUGCAUUUUGUGGAAUGAUGAUAUCAAGUUGGAGUUGCAGUCUUAUAGUGAGAGUCAUAUUGAUGUGCUACGGAUGGGUUUAGAAAAAGAGCUACAAGAUCUUCUCCAUAAAAAGCAGACUUUCUGGCAACAACGUUCAAGGGUGCUGUGGCUAGCAGAGGGUGAUCUCAACACAAAAUUUUUUCAUCAGAGGGCUUCGAACAGGAAAAAGAAAAAUACCCUAAAAGGCUUAUUUAAUGAAGAUGGGGUGUGGUGUAAUGAUGAGUGCGAAAUGGAGGAGAUUAUUCUGAGAUAUUACAAGAAGUUGUUCACAUCAUCCAACCCUCAACUGCGAGAGCAAGACCUGAGUUUUGUAACCGAGGUUAUCUCUGAGGAUGCUAACAGGCGGUUGAAUGGCACCAUCUCGGAAGAGGAGUUUUGGAAUGUGGUGGGCACUGACGUGGUUGCAGCAGUGAGGGAGUUCUUAAACUCCAAGGAACUUCUCCGAGAAAUAAAUUGUACGUGGGUUACACUAAUUCCGAAGGUUAAGUCUCCGGAGUAUGUCACUCAACUCAGACCUAUCUCGUUGUGUAAUGUUAUCUACAAGCUUGGCUCUAAGGUUUUAGCUAAUAGGAUCAAGCCUUUAUUGGACGAUAUCAUUUCACAGCAGCAAAGUGCUUUUGUACCGGGCCGUCUCAUCUCAGAUAACUCUCUUCUUGCUUUUGAAGUUUCUCAUUGCCUUAAAUGUCGUCGGAGUGGUAAGGUGGGUCUUUGUGCUUUGAAGUUAGACAUGAGUAAAGCUUAUGAUAGAGUAGAGUGGUGUUUCUUGGAGAAGGUUCUUGGCAAGCUGGGUUUUGGUGACACGUUUGUGAGGUGGAUAAUGCAUUGUAUAACAACAGUUUCUUAUUCAUUUCUUGUCAAUGGAGAACCAUGUGGUAAGCUGAUUCCAACCAGAGGAUUACGGCAGGGUGAUGCAAUCUCUCCUUAUUUGUUUCUCCUAUGUGCGGAAGUUCUCUCCAGAAUGAUUAAGCAAGCUGAGACAAAUGGUGAGAUACAAGGGGUCAAAGUAUGCACGGAUGCUCCAUCAAUUAGUCAUCUUUACUUUGCCGAUGACUCUUUCAUUUUUUCAAGGGCGGAGGAGAGAGAUAUGCUGUGCAUGAAAGAUAUUUUUGUGACAUAUGAGACGAUGUCGGGUCAACAGAUCAACUAUGAGAAGAGCAGUGUUUCAUUUAGUAGAAACGUGCCUUUGUGGAAACAACAUGAUUUGGCAGCCGUGUUAGGGGUGCAAAGAGUAGAGAACCAUGAAAAGUAUCUCGGUCUCCCUACCGAGCUCAGCUACUCUAAAGACGAAGCUUUCCGGUAUUUGAUCGAUAGGGUAAGGAAACGUACUCAAGGUUGGAGAGACAAAACUCUUAGUGGGGUGGGUAAGGAGGUGUUGUUAAAAGCUGUUAUCCAAUCUAUCCCUACUUAUGUUAUGAGUUGUUUCGAGUUGCCUAGACAUCUCUGCAACGAAAUGCACCAACUGAUGGCAAGGUUUUGGUGGGGUGAGUUUGGGGACGAGAGGAAGAUACACUGGAUAGCUUGGGAUAAACUGUGUAGCUCUAAAAAGGAGGGUGGGCUUGGUUUCAGGGAUAUGCAUGUUUUUAAUAAAGCCCUCCUAGCAAAGCAAGGAUGGAGGAUGCUCUGUAGGCCUCAAUCUCUGCUCGCGCAGGUAUUAAAAAUGAAAUAUUUUCCUACUUCAAGUCUGAUCCAAGCUGAGGUGGGUAAAAGAAUCUCCUAUUCUUGGAGGAGCUUAAUGAGAGGAAAAGAAUUGUUGCAGCAGGGGUUGCGAUUCCAAGUAGGGAAUGGGGAGAAUAUUCAUUUAUGGGAUGACCCCUGGUUACCACUCCCUUACACAUUUAAACCCUUCUCUCUGCCAAUGCAUGGCUCUGAAGGAAUGAGGGUUUGUGAGUUAAUUGAGGAAGGCACUGGUGGAUGGAAUGAAUGGUUACUAGAGGAGCUUUUUACUCCAAUGGAGAGUGAGAUCAUUUUAAAAAUUCCACUGAGCCUAAAUGGGGGUGAGGAUCGUUUGGUAUGGCACUUCGACAACAAAGGCUGUUAUAAUGUGAAGAGUGGGUAUUUUGUGGGACGUUUGUUGGAUGGUUUGAAUCGGAAAGCUUCGGGUUCCGACUCAGAUGUGCAAUGGUCGAGACUAUGGUGUAAGCUGUGGCGUACUCAAGUACCUCCUAAGGUGCGUAUGCAUGCUUGGCGUUUGGUAAAGGGAACAUUACCCUCUCGGGCUGCCUUGGUGAAAAAACAGGUUCAGCUCCCAGACGUCAACUGUGUGUUUUGCUCGACGAAUGUGGAAGAUAGUUUGCACCUGUUCAAGAAUUGUGAGGCUCUCCAACCUUUUUGGCAACAAGGUAUGGUACAAAUACAUCCGCGUACUCAUCCUUCUAUAAGUGUUGAGGUCUGGUUCUGGGAUAUGGUGGAGAUGUUGAGUGGUGAAAAGCUAGAGGGUUUCUUGAUGGCUUUAUGGGUGAUCUGGGUUGAGAGAAAUAAUAUGGUAUGGAGAGGACAGUUCUAUAAUAUUACCAACAUGAUGGAUUGGUCCUCUUCUCUUUUGCUGGAGUACAAGCAUUGUCAUCAACGUAGUGUGGGCACGAGGAAGAAAAAUAAGUCAAAAUGGACGUGUCCCCCUAGUGGAAGACUUAGAGUCAAUAUAGAUGGAAGUUUUGCGCAUGAAGAGGGUAGAGGUGGUGUGGGAGUAGUGAUCAGAGACCAUAAAGGUGCAUGUGUAGCGUCUCUUGCCCGGCCUUUCCCAAAUGCUGCGUCUGCUAUCCAUAUGGAAGUUGAGGCCCUUAGAGCAGGUUUGUUGGUUUGUGUUCAACAAGGGUGGCGAGAUGUUGAGGUUGAAAGUGACUGUAUGAACUUGGUACAAGCAAUGCAGACUGAUGGUGAAGACUUCUCUAUGGUUGGAAGGAUCAUUGAGGAUUGCCAAAGGUAUGUGAGUGCGUUUAAUUUUUUUCAGCUUCAACAUGUUUGUCGUGAAGCAAAUAGUGUGGCGAAUAGACUAGCCCACUUUGCUAGAUGCAAUAGCUAUGAUGAUUUUAGUUUAGAUGAGACACCUGCUAUUAUUCAGGAUGUUCUCUAUGAGGAUCUUUGUAAUAGUUCUUUGGUACAUCAGGGUUCAGGUUAUAUGUCCCCCUCGAUGGAAAAUUUUAUUUCAAUAAAUGAAACCGGGCGUGAGGCUGAGCCUCCCAGCUAG